GUCUUUAUAAAAGGAUGCAUAAUCUAAUUUGAACAGUUGCCUCGGGAAAAGAUGUCAACACUGAAGCAUUUUCUUACAGAAAAUGGAUGACGACGAUUCGAUCGUCAUUGUCGGCGUCGGAUGUAAGUUUCCCGGCGCAGACAACCUUGAUGAAUUUUGGCGCGUGCUUAGCGAGGGAGAGAAUCACGUAAUUGAGAUUCCUCCCGAGAGAUGGAAUCUGGACGCCUUUUAUCAUGAAGAUGCAAAUGAGCCUGGGAAGACAUACGUCCGACAUGCAGGACUAAUAAAAAGAUUCGAUGAAUGGGACAACAAGCUGUUUGGCGUUAGCGAAGUGGAAGCCGCCCAGAUGGACCCCCAGCAGCGUUUUGUGUUGGAUUGUGUGCACAUGGCAAUGGAGGAUGGUGGUAUCACCAAGAAGGAUUUGAACGGGUCCAACACAGGGGUAUACAUAGGUAUGAUGAAUGAUGACUAUAAGGGUGGCACUGGCACUGAUCUGAAAACGAUGAAUAACUACAGCCUAACAGGGACGUCACCAAGCAUCGCGUCGGCAAGAGUAUCCUACACGUACAACCUGCUGGGACCCUCCAUCACCCUUGACACCGCCUGUUCCUCAGCACUGGUAGCUAUCCAUAUAGGCUCACAGGCCCUAAAGACAGGAGAAUGCAAUGCUGUCAUCUGUGGCGGUGUCAACAGUAUCCUAUACCCUGACAUAUUUGUUCCACUCAGCAAAGCCCGGAUGGUAUCACCUACUGGGCAAUGUCAGACGUUUUCUGACAAAGCUGAUGGCUACGCAAGAGGAGAGGGAUGUGGAAUUGUCAUUUUAAAAACCAAAAAGCAGGCAUUACUUGAUGGCAACAAGAUAUGGGCGUCUAUAGCAACAGCAUGCAAUCAAGACGGACGGACAAUGACACCUAUCACUGCUCCCUCCGGUCUCCAGCAACGCAAUCUCCUUCAUAAACUCUAUGCUGAUAAAGGCGUUAAUCCUGAAGACAUCUCCUAUAUUGAGGCGCAUGGAACAGGAACUCCUGUUGGUGACCCGAUAGAGGCGAAUACACUUGGAAAAUUCUUUGCUGAAAAACAGCAGGGAGGACAUUAUAGGCAAAAUGUUUUCCUUGGGUCGGUGAAGACGAACAUAGGCCACCUGGAGUCCGCUGCUGGAGUAGCCGGACUAAUCAAGGUCCUCUUGAUGAUGGAUCACGGUAAUAUUGUUCCGUCCCUACACUUUAAAAAUCCUAAUCCAAAUAUCGAAUUUGAAAAAUAUUGGUUGGUCGUUCCACAUAAUAUGACAUCAUGGCCAUGUACAGGGAUAGGAAGAGUAGCCUGUGUAAAUUCAUUUGGAUUUGGAGGAACGAACAGUCAUGCGAUCAUCAAACAACACCAUUAUACGGCUGUCAAGGAACUCAAGAGUAAAAAAGAAAAUCAUAUCGUCACUAUUUCGGGUAGUGAUAUUACGUCUCUUAAAAACAACUUAUUCCAUCUGAAACGAAACAUACACAAAGCGAAAUAUUGUGUAGAAGAUGUUUCGUAUACAUCAACAUGCAGACGCGACCAUUAUCCAUACCGUGUUGCAUUGCAAGCAUGCACAAAAGAAGACGUUGAAAGAGGGUGCGACGAGCAACUACAUACACUUACAUCACUGAAACCAACAGGUUUUUCCAGACCGAAUGUAAUCUUUGUAUUCUGUGGCGUCGGCACGACAUGGACAGGGAUGUGUCAGGAACUACUGAAGAAAGAACAUAUAUUCAAAGACACAGUCAAAAGCAUAGACAAUAUCCUGACGCCCUUAGCUGGAUGGUCGAUACUCCAAAUGAUGACAGACGGAUUUGAUGCCCUAGAUCCUUUGAAAGGACAUCUGGCAAUUUUCACGUGUCAAGUUGCACUUACCAAGCUUUGGAACCAUUUUGGAAUAUAUCCAGAUAUCAUUGUUGGACAAUCAGUUGGGGAGGUGGCAGCGGCAUAUACAGCUGGUGUCCUGUCCCUUGCAGACGCGGUCAAGGUCAUUUACCAACGGUCGGUUAUGCUGGCAAAAGCUACUGGAGGAUCAAUGCUUGUAAUCAGUAAUUGUUACGUCGCUAUUGUAGCCAGUGUUUGCAAGAAGUACAAAGACAAAGUUAACAUUGCUGUUUACAAUAGUGCAAAAUCAUGCACACUAUCAGGGGAUACAGAUGCCAUUGAUGAAGUCAUACACGUUCUGAGAAAUGACACACGCAUCGAAGACAAAUUUCACAUUCGUCGUCUAGAUGUGCAGUGCGCCUACCAUAGUCACCACAUGGAGACUGCCAGUGAAGAAUUAGAAAUCAGCCUAACUGGACUCAAAAGAUCAGAACCUAAGUGCACUUUGAUUUCAACAGUCACGGGAGAAAAAGCAAACAAGAAGGAUUUUGCUUCUUCGGAAUAUUGGAGGAAAAACGUCAGACAGCCUGUCUUAUUCCAGCACGCGAUUACAAGGGCACAUGUAAAGACAAACUUCAAUAUUUACUUGGAAAUAGGACCAAGGCCUGUACUGCGUUUCCAUCUUGGAGAUAUAGUCGGAAACCAGAAUGCUACUUCGUUACCUUCUAUUACUGCGGGGAGAGAAUGGAAUAUGAUGCAGCUUUCCCUGAUGGAACUAUACAGACACGGUAUCGACCCACACUGGCUACAUGUUGUAGCUGAUGGCAAUCUGACAGACAUUCCAAAAUCACUAUUCAAUCUGGCAAAGUUGUUUUUCCAAUCAGAUGCAACUACUUUAAAAUACGAUGGAGUUCAAUCCACUGGUCCAAAUCAUCUUUUCGUGGAAAGAUCAGGAGGUGACGAAAUACAGUUUAAAGUUAAUAUAUCGCCAUCAACAACCUGGUUCGUGUAUCAACACGUUGUUUCCGGUACUAUCCUGGUCCCUGGUGCGUUUUAUAUCGACGUUGCUAUAGAGGUUUGUAAGGCAACAUUCAAGAACCAAAGCCAGAAAGAUAUCAGUAUCGCAGCACAAUUCAUCAAACCACUCAGUUUAAGAAAAGGGGAAGCCUGCACAGCGGAGGUAUCCGUCAAGAAGUUCCAAGACGAACUGUCCAUGAGCAUUUACAAAAACAAAGAAAUCGUCGCCGAAUGUCAAAUAUGCAAGAGAAAGAUGGCCUACCUAGACACGGUAGAUUUAGAAACGAUUCGAAAAAGAUGCAAAACAUAUCAAUCGGCCUCGCAAACCUACCAGAAUCUCAACAGACUUGGGUUUGGAUAUGGCAAGGAUUUGCAAAUUUUGAGAGACUGUGUUAAGUCUGAUGCUGAAUGUCUUGUCAAUAUGACAGUGUCCGAUUCCAUUUUCAAAGAUAUCAGCUCUACAAACUUGCAUCCCUCGAUAUUGGAUGGUCUUUUGCAAACAGUUGUGAUCUUGGAUUUAGAGGUCGACGCCGGUACUACACCUCUGCCAGGAGGGAUUGAAAGCAUUGUGAUCCGGCAAACACCAGAGAAGAACAUGGUUGUUUUUACCUCAUUGGUAUACCAAACAAAAGACAUAAUACGAUACAACGCUUUACUUUUGACAGAAGAUGGAAGAGUUGUAGCAGAGGUGAGAAACCUUUUUAUUCUUUGCAUUGGAGCUACUGAUACGGAUGAACAAGAAUGCAUGUACCAAUUACAAUGGGAGGAAAUAGAAAAGAAAGCUGUCAAAAUAGUUGAUCGUAAUGUGUCAGAUGUACCUCUCAUCUCGAUCGUAGUUUCUAGUAAACCUGACGAUGCAGAAAUACUUGGUUUGGAAAUCAAAGAGAUGUCAUUUCUUCAUAUUCCAACGUAUGACACACAUUUCGAAGACAUUCUGACAUGUCACUUACAAAAGAAUACGCAAGUUGUGCAGUCGAUUAUUUUGUCAGCUGAAAAAGAUGAAAAGCUAGAAAAACUUACCGGAGAAGAUGUCAUGCGGAGGGUGUUUCAAAAUGCUUCUACAUUGCUGCAAAUAUGUCAGCUGCUGGUGAAAAUGAAAAGGGAAAUACCGGUUCUCAUUAUUACUGAACGAACACAGUCGAUUGAUAAGUCGCACAACUGUGUGAAAAAUGUCAUAGGAUCCGAAUUAUGGGGAAUGACGAGGACGAUAGUUCUGGAGUAUCCGUUACUACUAACUUUGAUUGACAGACAUGUUUCCCUAGAGCUUUGCUGUUCCUCCAUCAGGGACCUACUUGUGUUCCAGGCUCCUCAGCUUUGCUCUGAAGCUGAAAUUUUAGUUACCGAAAGGAUUAUGUACUCUAACCGGUUGGUCAAAUUACAGGAUCAGCCGGGAGAAUAUAGAUGGAUAUCACUUGAAAAUACUGAUCAGGUUCAUGUGAAAGCAUAUAGUCCAAAUGAUAUUCAGGAGAAAUUUUGCUUACUUCAAAAUCCUGAAACAAAACUAGACAAGCUACUAAUGGAAGUCGAAACAGCUGUCUUGCAUGACUGGAAAAUGUUUCCGUUGACAUUGCAAUCUGCAGAAAAUGACAUUCCAGUAUGGAUAAAGGAAAAAGGCGAUGGAUUCGAUAUUAUCACAUUUGAGGUUUCUGGCAAACUUAUCAAACAUUCCAGUGAAAAAUCGAUAGAAGGAACGUAUGUUUCGUGCUCGAUAUUCAGCUUGCAAAGUAUAGUUGAGGUGCCAGAAGGUUGCACGAUGAGAAUUGACGACCUCCCAAAUUACAAACCAGGGCUCUUACGGAUGUCUUCUCUUCUAUGGCCGAUGAAGGAUCAUAUCCUCAAAGGGAAAACGCUCAUUCUUACUGACCAAAAUGUUUUUUCCGGUGAAGUACUACGCACGAUGCUCUCGAAACCGGUGGCAAGUCAGGUAACCAUAGCAUCUCUAGACAGUUUCCUGAAUUCUGACAGUCACCAUCACUGCAAAGCAGCUUCUACCGUUGUGAUUCUAACAACCUCAGAUAUCACGACGCUGGAAAACAUAUUGAUCAGAGUUGAGGGUGUACACACCUUAUUGUCAAUUGAUAUGUUUACGACAAAAUCCGACUGGCAGUCAGCAAAGAAGAACCACGAUGCAGUCUCAUUCAGGAUACUAAGGAGCGAGGAAAUGCUCGAUAGAAAAUUUCUCAGUGAAACAGUCCCUAAAGUUGCCCAAUGGCUUCGUAAGAAAUUGCCAAAGAUGAAAAACUCUGACGAAAACGCAACGACAGCUGCAACAGUUGUGGAUUUGAAAGAAACAAAACAGAGAAUCAAAAGAGUAAAGGUAAAGAAAAAACAACUUUUCCGGAGAAACAGUUGCUACAUAAUUAUAGGUGGCUUAACAGGUUUAGGUUGGGAAAUUGUCAAGUACCUUGCUCAGUCUGGCGCUGGACGAAUCGUCACUCUAUCAAGAUCGCAUCCAAAAAACAACACCCUCGGGAAAAUAGCAAAACUGGAAGAAACUACUUCGGCGAUUAUAAAAGCGAUUCCAGCAGACAUAACAAAUGUCAAAUCACUUCAAGAAGCUUUUGAUAUGAUCGAUUGCAUGUUUGGAAAGCAAAACGUGAAAGGAAUAUUCCACGGCGGAGCUGUUCUAGAUGACGCCUUGUUCACAAAGCAAACUCAUGUUACCCUCAGAAAGGUAUUGCUGCCUAAAGUCCUCGGGAGCUGGAAUAUCCAUACCGUUUCCAAACGAUAUGAUCUCGACUUUUUCAUUCUUCACUCCUCAAUUGCCUCCGUGUUUGGAAAUAAAGGCCAAAGUAACUACAGUGCCGGAAAUGCCUUUAUGGAUUCAAUAGCACAUUACAGAGCUACAAAUGGGCUACCUGGAUUGAGUGUCAACUGGGGACCACUAUCUGUUGGAAUGGCCACAGCCAAUGAAGAACUGGAGAAAAUUGGAUACAUGUUUCUUGGCGUCACAAAGAUCAUUGACACUCUUGAGAGAAUGAUCAUGUCAGAGGGCAAUCAAAUAAUAGCUGGUGUAUUCAAAUGGUCUUUCGUGAACAGACAAUUCUCAGAUGCGUCCCUGGACAGAAUGAGAAAACGUUUUAAAAGAGUGAUCGGUAACACAAGUAGAGGUAACAUUCAGGCAGCAACAGAGAACAGUAUCGACUUGGACAGCGAUGAGGGUAUCACAGGUUUUGUGAUAGAUGUAGCAUCACGAGUGUUUGCUGUGGGCGCCGACCUGAUGGACAGAUCUACUCCAAUAUCGCAGCUAGGAAUAGAUUCCAUGGUCGCCAUGACCUUUGUGAGUACUAUCAAUGACGCCACAACCUGUACAAUUCCAAUUGUAUUUCUCCUAUCUGAUGAAACCACCAUUGGAGAAGUAGUAAACUACAUAAAAAGAAACAAGAGGAAAGCAAGAAAUGUUGAAAACGUCGACACAGAAUCAGCAGUGACAAAUGGUCUUACAUACAUGGAGAAGAACUACUUCAAGGAUGUCGAAAAAUAUCCUGUCUUGCUACGCAGGUUCAUCUAUGUUGACUUCGAGGUGUCUGGGAGGUUUGCAGACAAAAAUCUUUGGGAAGCUAUCCUCACACAUGUUGUCAACAAGCAUCCAUCGUUGCGAACUCGAUUUAUUCCCAGCUUUGAUAACGAAGGUAAUCAAAUAUAUACCAGAAAAGUAUUACCCCAAGACGAAAUAGCACCAGAUGUGAGAGAGGUUCAAAGAGGGACCGUUAUGACCGACGAUUACAUACCCUCAGAUUUAGACAUGUAUACCUUUGAUCCGGCAUCUCAACUUCCACUAAGGCUCUUAUUCGAGAAUAAAAGCAACGGAGCUCUCAUUAGAAUCGUAUUUUCACACAUCACAUUUGACAUGACCUCUGUAAUGUUGGCCGUCGAAGAAAUGCAAUUGCUCAGUGAAUUACCAGGAAUACCACCCACAGUUGCAUCAACACCAGACAUAGUGUCAUUGGUAAACAACCGUCUCAGCCAGCAACACGCAGCUUUGACAGCAUAUUGGAAAGAAAAUAUACCUGACAACAUCACUUCAAUGUCAUUUUUGUCUUCUUACGAAAUGAAAUUGGAUGCGGAACAUGUUUCGACGAUGAACCAACCGCUUCCACAACAGCUUCUCACCAGGUUGACUCAGUUCGUUGGUAGCAACAAAAUCACCCUUUUUCAGUUGAUAGUAACAGCUUACCAAUGUCUUCUACAUUCCGUACUCGGUAUAGAAACAGUAGCAGUUCUUACCGUUGUAGACAUGAGAAUGCACUUUCCACAACUUCAAAAAGAAAUAGGGUGUCUUAUAAACACCGUGCCAUUAUUUUUGACACUCCAGUCGGAAACUCAGUUGCAAAACCUUUUGACAGAAAAUGCAAAACGAAUUCGAUCCGUCAUGGCAAACAGUUUGUUUCCUUUGGAACUACUAGAAGCAGAAGUAGCACAGAAAGUAGAUCCUGCUUCUGUAUUCAGACACAAAGUGAAUUUCAGAGACUCAGGCAAAGCAAAUUUUGACACAAAUGACGGAUCUGUCAAAGUACUGAAAGCCGUUUCACCAGGUCAUGGUCACGAAACGGUUCUAAUAGUGUGGAACGAUCGAGCGAACAAGAAAAUGCAAUUGGAGCUCGAGUACAGCACACUGGUAAUAGACGAAACAAAAGCCGGUCUUCUCUUGAAGAAUUUGGUCUUUAUACUAGAAUUCUUUAUAGAUCACCCUGUUUCCAAUGUACAGGAGAUGGCACAGACGACAGAGGUAAUGAAACUUCCCCUAGCACCAAGAAUCAACGACAAUGUGAAAACCAUGCAAAUAAAGAAAUCUGAGUCGAAAACUCAAUUUCGGCAAGAGAAACAAGCAAUCCAAUCGGGUCAGUUUGUCAAGCAAACGAGGAAAGGUUGGAAUCACACUGUCCAACUCUCAGUGUGUCGUGGGAAGGAAGGAGACUCUGUUCGAACCCUACUGCGUUGGAAUAAGCUACAUGAUAAAUACUCACGGGAGAUCGAAGCGGGAGACAUUUUGAAAGUUGAAAGGACCGUCUACAACGGAUUGGAGACGCUGCUGGUGAGAACUAAGAAAAGAUUAUACACAUUCAUGACACCUGAUCAACGAUUGUGUCAGGGUAUGGUGGACUGUUUGGUAAAGGAACUGCAACGAGUCGGGGAAGAUAAUUAAGUAUGACAUUUAAAAAAGGGACAUGGCUGAUUUUGUACUCUUUUGAACCAAUGUACUACUGAUUUACUGUUGAGAGUGUUUUUGUAAUUAACGUUAUUUAUGAAUUCAUAUUUUGUACAUGAUAAGAAUCCCAUUUUAAAGUAAACGUUUUGAGAGUAGAGCUCAUGGACAUGGUUAUUCUAGUCAUGUGAUCGUGAAAAAAACAUUUUAUAUAUAUACAAAAUAUUUGACUUAAUAUUUUACAUAUUUACGAUUUUACCUGACAAAUGUAUGACUGGUACAUGUAAACGGUUGUUACUGACAGGCUCAGAAGGUAAAAUAGGUUUUUUUCAAUCACUAAAAGAAAACAUUCACGGAUGCGAAAUUUCGGAAACCAAAGAUUAAACAAAUAUCAAAAUGUCAUGUGAUAUUGAUUCUUGCUUAAAACAAACGUUCGGUGGGAUUCGGAGGGAAAUCAUGUAAAGAUAAGAAAAAGUUCAAUAUCAAGAAAGUAGUUUAACUAAUCAUGUCAUACUCUGUGUUUUUUUCUUCAAACCUGAUCAUAUGUUCAUUUCAUUAGAGAUAAACUACUUACAAAAUGUAUUCACAUCUCUUUUAGUCGUCCAUAUUAGAAAUGAAUCACGUGGUUACAAUAUGGAAUAUUGUUAAUUCUGAGUCGUGUUCUCUUGAUAUAUUUUCAAAUCAUUGAGACACGUAUUUCAUUUUAUGAAUAAGCGUUUUUAUAGUUGCAAGGUUGCAUAUUUUUAGUGUACACUUAGCUUUACAUUUUAUUAAACUGACAGAGCUUGUUUUUGAUACCCAAUUGUCUCAUUAUAUUUCAGUUUUACAUUUUAACACAAAACGUCGUCUUUUGUUAGAAACAUACGUUUAUUAAGCUAUAACUCUUCGAAAUGCAUGAGUAUUUUUGUAAAUGAUAUCUCGGAAUUAUUAGCAUGUCUGAGUAAGUGAAAUGUCGGAGUUAUUGAUAGGUCAGAGUUAGUAAAAUAUUGGAGCUAUAUUGAUAUGUCAGAGUUAAUUGAUAUGUCAGAGUUAAAUGAUAUGUCUAAGCAAGUGAUAUGUUGGAAUUAUUGAUAUGUCAGAGUAAGUGAAAUACUGGAGUUAUUGUUAUGUUAUAUAGAAUAAGUGAUAUGUCGGAGUUAGUGAUAUGUUAGACUUAUUGAGCUGGCAUAGUAAGUGAUGUAUAGGUGUUAGUGAUACGUCGGAGUAAGUGGUAUGUCGGAGUAAGUGUUAUGUCAGAGUUAUUGGUACAUCAGCUGCGAGAUAUAUCGGAGUAAAUGAUGUGUCAAAGUAAUUGAUAUGUCGGAGUUAUUGAUAUAUCAGCCUUAGUGAUAUGUCGUAGUAAGUGAAAUAGUGGAAUUAAUUAUGUGUAGCAGUAAGUGAUAUGUCAGUCUGAGAAAUAUGUCGGAGUAAGGAGUAUGUCCUGCGUAGUGAUUUGUCGGAGUAAAUGGUAAGUCAGAGUUAUUGAUGUGUAGAAAUAUAAGUGAAAUGUCGGAGUAAAUUAUAAGUGAGAGAUAUUGAUAUGCAUGAAUAUGUGAUAUGUCGGAUUAAAUAAGUCAGAGUUAUUGAUAUAUAUGAAUAAUUGAUAUUUCGGGGAAAGUGCUAUGUCGGGGUGACUGAUAUGUCGGAGUAGUGAUAUGUCGAAGUAAGUGAUGUAUCGGAGUUAGAGAUAUGUCAGUAUUACUGAUAUGUCGGAGUAAAUUAUAUGACAUAGUUUCUGAUAUGGAGGGAUAAGUGAUAUGUAGGAAUAAGUGUUAUGUCACAGUAAGUGAUAUGUCGAGUUAAGUGAUGUAUCGGAGUUAAUGAUAAGUCAGUAUUACUGAUAUAUCGGAGUAAAUGUUAUGACAUUUUUAUACCGAGAUAAGUGAUGUAUCGGAGUAAUUUAUACUUUAUAUAUACUUUAUAAACUUUUGUUAUAACUUUCAUUUCUGAAUACAGCAUUGAUAAAGAGCUGUGUAUUUACUUUUAUCAGACAUGCUAUUUCUGAAAAAAUAUCUUUUUAACAAUUGUGUAUUAAAUUUAAUUGAAAAUGUCAUUUCUGAACAUAGCAUACAGCUAUUCCGGAUUGAUACAAGCCAAUCCUAGAAUGGUAAAUCUUUGCUACCACCUCUUUGAUGUUCGGGAUACUCCUAUGUUUGUGUACAAGACAAAAUCAGUUUCCCCUAAGAUUGCCUCAACUCAAUCAUUAUGGUUGGACCAAGUCCAUUAUUUUUCAAGGAUAAGACUUAUUUACACACCGCUGAAUCAAAGCUCUGUUGAUAUUUCUUUUAUCUACGUAACGAAGAAACAGCAGCAUGUUCCUAAAUUUAAAAGCUGCAUUAGUGCAGAUUCAAAGGAUGAAAUAAUGUCCAAAGUCUUUCAUUUUUCCAAAUUUGAUUAUUUUCAUUAACGAAUCAUAAAACAAGUAAUUAUGCAUUGGCUUCCCUUGUAUUUCUUGGUUAACAUGGAUGGUUCAUACAGAUGUAUACAAAUAUUGUCAGGUAAAUUACAGAUUAAUCUACAGAGCAAAAGCUCAUAAAAUAACUUCCAUGAACAAUACAUUUCUAUUGAUACUUCGGACGAAUAUGAAAAAAACCUCCAUAAGUGUUAGGUCUUAUAACUAGACUGGCCGAUUUCAAUUAAGAAUACAAACAACAAUGUAUGAUGAUCAUUGGAUAACAAACAUUUGAAGAUUGCAUAUAUGAGGAGUCGUUAUUGCAUUUGAUUUUUCUAUUAAACUGAUUUUAAGCAUACAAGUUCUCUUUCACUUGUGAUUAAAAAUAUUGAAUUACGAACAUACAAGAGUAAUUUAUUUAUAAUCUUUUAUAAGUGUACAGAUGGCCUGUAAAUGUAUGCAUCAAACAUAUAAGCAUACAUAUAGUGUUCUUUAAUUCACCGACAAGCUGUCCCUCUGUCAAGACAACCCGUUGGGACGGCAAUAUUUACUGUGACAAUGAUCAAAGAGAAGAGAACAAUUAGCCUCAAUCCUAAAACUAAUAAUGCAUUUGGUCCAAGCGACACAAUUUAUACAAAUUGGUUAAGUCAAAUGCAAUUCCUGAAGGAAAACGGCUUUUGUCACAUACACAAACAUAGUAGCGUCCUAGACUUCAGAGAGGUGGUUGCCAAAUUUUACCGUUCGGGAGUUGACUCCGGAAUGGCUGUUAAUUCACAGCUGAAUUGUAAUAUCAUUGCUGAACAUAGCAUUUAUUAACAACUGUGUAUUAACUUUUAUUGAAAACAUCAUUUCUGGACAUAGGAUUUAUUCACAAUAUUGUAAUUGAAUCCAUUAUACUAAAUACUGCAGCUUUAGAAGACAAUUUUCUUAUCACAGAGACGGACUCUAAUUCAGUGAGUUAGUAACAGUGCAUUUCUUUAUUUCAUUUAUUGAAAAAAUAGAGCAGUGAUAUUAUUUUUGUUAGAAUCAUUUUGUGCCUUUAGGUUUCAGGUGCGUGAUUGACACAGAAUGUGCAAAAGUUCGCGGUCUAUAUUAUUUUUGGCUGUUUUAUUAUCUAGAGAAUAAACCGAAAGUCAGAAUUUCCCGAAAAUACCUAAUAUAUAAAUGGCAUAACCUUUUAUAUUAAUAUGUAUAUGAUUUAAGUUGUUAUCAAUUGGUAAUCAACGAAGCCUGAUUUUAGUAGCAAUAGCAAACACAGUGAUUUUUCUUUUGAUUUGUUUAUUUAUCUUUUUUAUGUUGUAAUGUAUUUUACUGUCAGAAUUUGCAAACGUGUUUUGACCCUUCUUAUAUUUAAAAAAAAAUGUAUUAUGAUCUUUAAAAAUGUUUAAUGAAUAUUUCCGAGUUGCCUGAGGAAAUUACAAUCAAAUGUAAUAAAACUUUCAUGGAAACAUCUGAAUAUGAGUUUGAAUGAUCUUUCUAGUAAUUGUUAGAAAGGUUCAAUUAUUCGAUGUCAUUUUUGCAAAUAACUAGUUUACCUAUGACUACUCGUUAAAAUAAGAUAAAAUUUGUGAAAUUUUAGUAAUUGUGAAUGGGGGAAUGGUGUAAUAACCGUCCAAUGGGUAAGAUGGAAUUAACAGUUAUAAUAAUAUCUAGAAGUCGCGUUUAACGUCGCAUUAUUAGAUUCGUCCCAACAUAUUAUUUUUUGAUAUACAUGUAUAUUAAUGUAUUUUUGGAAUUAUUUUAUUUUUAUUAUUUAGGUGAUUUAUGAAACGAAGGGCUCGUCAUUAUUCCAAUAACCAAUCGUUUAAAUGAUAUCAAGUAUGAUUUACAAAUACUAAUGGAAAAGGUUAUCAUCUUGUUUUUUGUUUUAUUUAUUACUUAUUUAUUUAAUAACUGUUUUAUUUGAGUAAUUUCUGAUGGGUAAAGAUAUCUUAUGGUUAAAAUAAAAUGGCUCUUGUAUACUUUACGUUUUAACGAUGACUAACAUGUACUUUCAUAACUUUUUUUAUAGGAUUGAUAUCAAAUAUGAUUUUUGAUAAGAGAAAAAAAAAUCAAAAUGAAAUGUACAAGAUGUGUUUUGUUUUAUCUAAAUAGCUUUUACUGUAUGGAUAUGAUAUUAGUUAUAUUUGUAUUAAUAUAUUUACAAUUCUUAAUGCAAUUUGAAACAGCAAAAUUGUUUAUUGUGUAGCCUCUAAAGUUCGAUUUGGGUGGUAAAAUACACAUUCAUUCUGAGAUAAGAUUGAUUUUAAUGUCCAUAACGUUGUAAAUGGCACUCUGAAGUAUAUCUAUUCAGCGAAAUAAAUGAUAAAAUGACGAUCUAAGAUUAAGACGAACGGAUUUUGGUACAUUCUAUUACGCGUUGCCUGUGUCAGGACGUCAAUGACGAAUAAAUUGUUUUCCUGUCUUCGAUAUUUGCUUCAAAGCUAUUCAUGGUGUUUUUUUAAGCGAAAAACAAAACGAGACAUUGACAAUUACAGAAAUGGCGUCAUAACCAAAUAACUAUAUUUCGGCCUUGGUGUAAUGAACACAAGAUUCACUUUUGUCGGUUCAAAUACUUAACACGCAUUGCAUUUAAAAUGGAUUUAUAUAUUUAUGACAGAAUACAUAGAAUGGAAUGCAUGUGUUAUGCAUUGUAUCAUGUAGAUUAUAAGGACUACGGUAUGUCCUCUAAAUAGCUAGUGUUGCAUGUUCUUGGACUUUCUGUUUUCUGAGUCUCGUUCUUUGUAUCUUUAAAAUGAAUUUUGUACGAUGUGUUGAUAUACAACAUAUUAUUUUAAAUUUUGUACUUAACAUUUUGUUGACCAUUUUAUUCCCAUAUAAUGUUGAAAACAUAAAUAAAAUAAAACCAGCAUAACCAA
Molecule: messenger RNA, 13225 nt
Organism: Mizuhopecten yessoensis (Yesso scallop)
Lineage: Eukaryota; Metazoa; Mollusca; Bivalvia; Pectinida; Pectinidae
Product: mycocerosic acid synthase-like
Exons: 9
Coding region: 83-7996 (2637 amino acids)
Biological process (GO): fatty acid biosynthetic process
Molecular function (GO): 3-oxoacyl-[acyl-carrier-protein] synthase activity; fatty acid synthase activity
Source: RefSeq, a predicted model, not a curated record